Leucoraja erinaceus (little skate) is the source of this 5347-nucleotide messenger RNA. It is a transcript of the gene klf5l, whose product is annotated as Kruppel-like factor 5 like. Lineage: Eukaryota; Metazoa; Chordata; Chondrichthyes; Rajiformes; Rajidae. Gene Ontology annotation, molecular function: RNA polymerase II cis-regulatory region sequence-specific DNA binding; DNA-binding transcription factor activity, RNA polymerase II-specific. The coding region runs from base 188 to 1561 and encodes 457 amino acids. The record is from RefSeq and is a predicted model, not a curated record. Gene Ontology annotation, biological process: regulation of transcription by RNA polymerase II. The transcript has 5 exons.
GACAGAUGAGCCCAGAUCGCAACCUGGGCGAGUAGCGCGCGCGUGGCGUCGCUGCGGGGAAGUUUGGGUUUCAGUUCAUUUUUUUAAUUUGCCUUGUUAUUCAUUCUUUUAACGCGAAUUGCAAACGCACCCACACACACACAUAUAGAAAGUAAGUAAAGGUGCAGAGCACCAUUUCAAGUCAGUGAUGUCGAGCAGCGGGCUAGCCAUCAGCGUCCCCCACGCUGAAGAAAUCGCUGUUUUUGCCCAACUCAAGCCGGUGGCUAUGGCCGUCGGCGCCUCCGAGGAGCAGUCGGUGUUUGAAGACAUCAAGCCGCCGGUCAGGAUGAUGGAGACUCAGCACGAAAUGGGCCAGGCCAAUAUAUAUCUGAGCGAAGAUGCCAUUAAGCCAACAGGCUUCCUGAAAUCACAGUUAUUGCAACUGCUGCAAACAACUACAUCUCCAAGUCAAGUAAAAUCGGAAAUGGACAAGUAUCUGACACCGCUAAUUCCACCACCUAUGACAAUUCUGGACCAGAAGAAGUACCGAAGAGAGAGUGCCUCAGUAAUAGAUGAGUUCUUUGAGGAGCAGGUUACAUCACCGUACAGCUUGAAUAUCAACCUAAUUCUGCCUGAAAUCACACACCUGAGAACAGGCCUUUACAGAUCUUCAAAACCAGUUCUCCCACAAGUAAAGACAGAACAGGCCACUAACUUCACCCAGUCAUGCACAUCCAGUACGACAAAUGCCCUGCCUGAAUUCACCAGUGUGUUCAAUGUGCCACAGUCAGUUCCUGUGAAUAAUAUCUUCAUCAAGCAAGAAGCCCUGUCCCCAGAACUACCACUCCCUGUCAGUUCACAUCAACCUCAGAUGUACCAAAUGCCAAUGAAUACAGAUGUUGUCAACAUGCCUUUGAGCUCUAACCAGUCACUUGGCAACACUACAGUUAUUCAUAGUCGUAACAGUGUUACCAUGUCAACGGGCAUGGGUAGACCAAACAACCCGUGUUCUCAGUCUUCAAUUAAACAUUUUCAACCCGUUGUAACCACACCAAAUGGCUAUGUUGUGCCAGCCCAUUAUUAUCGGCAACAGACUUCAUACUUGCCACCCUCACCACCAAACUCCCAACCUGGCAGCCCAGAAAACCAGCCUGAUCUUAUCAAUACACUCUCGCCACCACCAUCAUAUGCUGCAUCAGUGGCAUCAAAGAUCCAUCAUUCACAGAUUCAUAAUCUUCCGACUACUUUGCAGUCCUGCCAAUCUAACUUCCAGCAAGCAAAAUACAGUCGACGUAACAACCCUGAGUUGGAGAAGAGACGCAUUCAUCACUGUGAUUUUCCAGGUUGUGCUAAAGUUUACACCAAGAGUUCUCAUUUGAAAGCCCAUCAAAGAACCCACACAGGUGAAAAACCAUACAAGUGUACAUGGGAUGGUUGCGAUUGGCGCUUUGCUCGUUCUGAUGAACUUACAAGACACUACAGAAAGCACACGGGAGCUAAACCUUUCAAGUGUAUUGCCUGUGGUCGUUGCUUUUCACGUUCAGAUCACUUGGCUCUUCACAUGAAGCGACACCAGAACUAGACCAAGUGGCACAUGUGUGACGGACUGAUUUCUAAAAUAUACAGAUGAACAAAGUACUGCCAUUUCACACGUAGAAGUACAGGAGAUGAAUAGCUGCAUAAUUUUGAAAGGAUAUAUUGUUAGUAGCAAAAAGUUGUUUAACUGGAAAAUGAUUAUUGAAAGCAUUCAAUUCACAGAAAAAGUAAAUGUUGUAUUAUUUAUUUGUAUUUCCUGAAAGCAAGCUUGAAAUGUUGUAGAAAACAUGAUGAGUAUGUUGAAGAAUAACAAUACAUUUCUAUUCAAUGUAUGAAUUAAAUUGUUGGAAUGUGAACUUGGAAUUUGAUUAGCUAAUAGUCAUGGUUAAAUAGCCAGAUAAUUAAGGGAUGAGACAGCACCCGAUGCACCUACAGCUUGGAAAUGACUGAGAGCAGUGUUAUCAUACAACUAACACUAUCUGACCUUAGCAUCCCCUCCACUUUUUAUUAACAGAAAAGUUUAAUUGUUUUGAAAAUAAGUUGUCAUCCAGUGAAGAGAGGAGUUUAAUGAGAAAGAUACAGAGAAGCUCCAGGUUGAAUUGGACAGGUUGAAAGAGUGGUUAAAUAUGUGGCAGAUGCUGUAUAAUAUUGAUCACUAUGACCUUCUCCAAUUUGGUGGCAAAACGUAAAAGCAGAUUAUCUGAAUAACGCUAGACUUGGAAAGGUGGUAAUAUGGUGAGCUCGGAAUAUGUUCGGUGCCAUUUGCUGAAGUAAGCUUGCAGGUGCAGCAGGCGAUUAAGAUGACUACUUGUACGCUCCUUCAUUGUGAGAGGAUAUAUAGAGCCUUGGUGAGACGAUAUCUGUGUGCAGUUUUGGAGUCCUUAUCUGAGGAAGGAUGUUCUUUCAAUGCAGACAGUUCAGCAAAUGUUUACCAGGCUGAUUCCUGGAACGGUCGGGCUGACAAAUGAAGUAUGGGUCCACUAGAGUUUAGUAGAAUGAGAGAAGAUCUGAUAGAAACCCAUACAAUUCAAACAAUUUUGGACAGAUUAGAUUGCAAGAAAGAUGCUCCCCAUAGCAGUCUGGGGGUCACAAUCUAAGGUUAAGCCACUGCAAUAAGAAACGUCCUCCACAGGGUUCUGACAAUGCAGAGUUUUCUGCAACAGAAAAUAAUUGAAAUCAAAACAUGAAAUUUAUACAGUGUAUACAGGAACAAGGAUGAAAAGGAUUUAGAGGGAUAUGGGCCAAAUAGAUGGGGCAGCUUGGUUGGCAUGGACAAGUUGAGCCAACCGGCCUGGUUCCAUGCUCUAAGACUCUAUGACAGUGAGGAGUUAGAUAUUGUUUAUCAGACACGAGGGAUUGAGGCAUAUGGGAAGAAAGCUCGAAACAGUUACCACAUUAGGAGGAUCGCAAUGAUCAUAUUGAAUGGCAGAGGAGACUGGAAAGAUUGAAUAACCUGCACAUCGUUUUAUAUGUUUUUAAUAUGAAAAUGUUAAGAUGUUUGGACAGUCAUCUGCCCCUCCCUGGGUGAAUGGCCUGUCCUGAAGGGAGCUCUGCUGAGAGAAUCUAUGCCAGAAAAUUGAAACUAUAUCCAUCGAUUACACACAGAGCACUGGACUACAGAAUUGCCCCUGAACAGUUAAUAAAUGUAGUGUGUAUACAUUAAACUUUCAUGUAAUGGCGUAAUUUAGCCAUUUAUCGGUUUAUUUUGCAAAAAACAAUAUAUUAAGGACAUCAGGGAAGAUAAAUAGAAUCAGAUGUCAUUCAUAUAGUCAAAGAUAAGGCACCUCAUUUUAGAUAACGGCAAUGCUCACAUCGACAUGGUUUGCCUGCAACUAAUGUACAAUGGGUCGAUUCAGGAGAGCUUCUCUUGUCAACUCUGCAUUCUUUCAUGCGAUUUGAAUGGCUGUGACUAUCCCAGGCUUUACAUCACACCUGAGACUUAAUUCCUUGCUUAUAUUUUAGAAAAUAAUGUUAGUGAGUUUCUCCAACAAUUAUUAUUGUGGUAAAAGUUGAGAAAGAUGUCACAGUUAGCAACUUACAAUACAAUACAAUACAAUACGGUUUAUUUGUCACAUUACACAUAAAGUGCAAGUGAAAUGAACGCCGGGAUUAAUUCCUGCUAAAUAUUAGCUCUAUGUUUUGUGCCAAGACUUGCUUAAAAUAUGAUGUUACUUUUUUAUUAUUUUGGUGUAUAUGAACUGCUGAAUAUUAACUGCAUUGACAAGGGCCAUUUGAAUAUGGACAAUUUGCCUUAAAUACACAUGUCCUCUACUGAUCAUUGUGGGACAAGGAAUUUUUAGAAAGCAUUGGAUUUAAUGCAUGCUAGAAAUAGCUUUUUAUUAUAACUACUAAUGGCCAUUGGCUAAUCAAACUAUUGUAACCUCAUGAAUUGAAGCACUAUGUGGGAUUUGCAUCCAACUAUUUCUAUGCUGACUAUUGUAAUAUUGUUAAAGAUUUUAAAUCAUUUCUACAUUCUGAUUUUGUUCAAGGAUAAUUUGAUCUCUUUAAAUGUUCCUGCUAUUUUAAAUACCAGUUAGCUAGCUUUAACAUUGAUCGUUUGAAAUUUGUCAUGACACUGAACUGAUCAACAUCAUGAUUAAUACAUUUAUUCACUAGCAACAUUACACAUAUGCCCCUCAGGUAAUCAUGACACUGCUUUAACCAGGUUUAACUGGAUGCUCACAUAUACAUAACGUAUGUCUCUGUGGACAUAUUCUAAUAUUUUUCAGCACUUCAUUUCUCCAAAAAAUACUUAAUGGAAAAUAUUAGAAAUUAUAUACUAUAUGGAUAUCUAAUAAAUUGCCGUAAGUAAACUGAAAAUAAAUUAAUGACGUGCUUCUAACACUGUAUUAUUUUUUUAAAGUACACACAUUGUUGAUCAUGUUUGUAAAUGUAAAUGUGUAACAUACUGCAGUUAUCAAAGUUUCUGAAAGUGAGAAGAGAAUAGAUCAGGUUGUAUGAAAGUGAGAAAUAAAAUGGAGGGAUUUGGGGGGAAUGAGUGAAAAGACCUGUUUUCACUCACCUUUACCCUUCCCCAAUCCCAAAUGGACCCAUAAUAAAGGAAGUUGAUUCCGAGGCAAUUUAGCUGCUUUUGGCCUGGACAUGAAAAAUGUCUUUAGAUGAGGGCGACUGCCAAGUAAGGGACCCUGUGUCAGGUCAGACUUUCAAGCGAGGAAAUGGGAUAAUUAUAGAAGAAACAUCAAUUUUAAUGAAUCAACUUACAGAGAAAGUGAUAGGGUUUAGACAGACCUUAACGUUAGUAACAACACUGAUAACAUUAAUUGAAUGAUCAGCCGUUUGGAUUGCUUUCAAUUAAGAUAAUUAGCAUAGAUAAGCUGGAUUAAGGAGUAAAGAGCAAAAAUUCCUCAACCCAUAUGAAAGAUUGCAAAAGAUGACAUUUGGGGGCACUUAAUGUAUAAUUAGCCAACUAAAUCCACAUCCAUUCGAUGUUACACAAGAAGCAUGCAGCGUGAUUAUUACUGUUGAGUUGUGUGCCAUUGGAUGAAAGGUUUACAACUUGUGGAACGACGUUUAUCUUUUUUUUAUCAAGUACCCAAAGAAACAAUGGCAUGUAAAUAUUGGGAUAUUUUGCAUUGUAUAUAAUUUUUAUAAGUUGUUAAAAUAAUGUUUAUAUUCAGAACAAACGGGAAGAAAAUGGUGGUAGUUUUAAUCUGUUAUCACGUAUUUUUUAUAAUGUAGCAUUUCACAGAAUCAAAAGAAUUAAUGUUUUGAAAUAAAUCUUAUAUACAGUGAUUUGGGAUUUUGUUAAGAUCUAUAUUGUACAAUAUGAGAAAAGGAACAAAAUAAAAACUGUUUAUAGUUUGAACUGUAA